UGCCCCGCGGCUCCGACAUGUCCCGAGCCGGGCGCCCCCCCGCGGCAGUGCAGAGCACCCCUGGGUGCUGCCAUCCGGGAAGCCUGUAGGAGCCAGGUGUCUGUUAUUCUGCCUGUUCACAAUAGUGAAAGCUGGUUGGAUGAAUGCUUAAAGUCAGUUUUGGAACAAGAUUUUCAAGGCACCAUGGAACUCUCAGUAUUCAAUGAUGCUAGCAAGGACAAUUCUAUUAGUAUACUUGAAAAGUGGAAGAUCAAGUUAGAAGAUGUAGGAAUACAGGUUGUCAUUGGUGGUCAUGAUUCACCUCAACCCCAAGGAGUUGGCUUUGCUAAAAACCAAGCAGUAGUGCAGAGCUCAGGGAUCUAUCUCUGCUUUCUGGAUUCGGAUGAUGUUAUGAUGCCACAGAGAAUUAGAUUGCAGUACGAAGCUGCCAUUCAGCAUCCAAACAGUAUUAUAGGCUGCCAAGUUCAGAGGGAACCGCUGGAGUCUACUGAGCGAUAUACUCGUUGGAUCAAUAAUCUGACACAGGGACAACUUCUUACACAGGUGUUUACCUCUCAUGGGCCCACUGUGAUCAUGCCGACCUGGUUCUGCUCCCGAGAAUGGUUUUGCCACGUGGGCAAAUUUGAUGAGGGUGGGAAGGGCAUCCCAGAAGACUUGCUGUUCUUUUAUAAACAUGUCCAAAAAGGCGGCGGAGUCUUUCGAGUGGACCAGUGCCUCCUCCUGUAUCGCUACCAUCCCCAGGCUGCAACUCAUUCUGUCCUAGAGGGAACCAUCUGGAAUCAUCGAGUCAGAUUUCUGGAAGACCAAGUCCUAAAGCACUGGACGUCUUUCACCAUUUGGAACGCGGGCAAACAAGGCAAGAAGCUGUACAGAAGCUUAUCACCAGCUAAUCGGAAAAAGGUAGCUGCAUUUUGUGAUGUUGACAGAAAUAAAAUAGUAAAAGGAUUUUACACUUAUGAAGAAUCUGAGGAGAGAUCAAAACCAAAAAUUCCCAUACAGCAUUUCAGAGAUGCAACCCCACCUUUCAUUAUCUGUGUAAAGAUGGAUUUGACAGGUGGAGUAUUUGAAAAAAACUUGAAUGAACUGAACUUGAAAGAGGGACUGGAUUAUUAUCACUUCAACUGAAAGCUGAGUUUGAUUUGCAAACGAUAAUAGAAACACAGUGCAGGCCUGUUCAUCUUCACGAAGUUUAGGAGUUCUCCUGAGACCUCUCUUCCUGUGAAGAAUGAUGAAAGAACCCCCCACAUUGUUUAGUAUCACUUUUGUUUUUCUCAAAUGUGGAAGGCAUGAGAUCUUUAGGUUUGUUUCUCAUCUGCUGACACUAGAAAGCAAGUGGAAAGACCAACGGCUCUACAGAACAAUUAUCCAAUAUGACCUUCCCUUAAUCAGGCUUGGGUGGCGUUGGAUCUCCUGAGCCCUAAGCCAAGGAAACAGGCUACAUAAAUUAUACUUCUUGGAUAAGAGUUUGUAUUUAUUCCCUGGUUGGAUUUUCUUAUAGUUGUUUCUUAUAAUUGUUACUCCUGGAAAAAGAGUCCCUUCUCUGGGGUCUUUGCAGUCAAUGGGACCAAAAUAAACUAUCUGCUCCUGUAAUGAGUUACAGACCCAAAUUAGAGUGAAGACUGCAUUUCCAUGUGUCCAUAUUAUCACCCAUCUUCAUCAUCAAGCUUCUCCAUAAACAGGAUUCAAACUGAGAGUCUGAGGUCAGAUGAAUUAUUCCUAUGUCAGUGGUGGUGCCAGGAUAUUUGAACUAGCUCUUGCUGCCAAAUUUAUGAGAGUCCACAAAUCCUCGCUUUAUGAACACAACCACUAAGAAUAUUUCCUUAGGUAUUAACUUGAUCUUUUCUUUGAUCUCAUGGUAGAGGUCUCUAGUCCAUCACAGCAGGACAAGUACCGCUUGCCAGUAACAGUUAGAACAAACUUCAAAGCUGCUUCAGCAGCCCUAAGGAUGACAUUUAUUUUCUUGCCUGCGGGAUCUUUUAGUAGGAAAGCUCCCUCAGCAGUAAUUACAAUUGCUGCAGGAACCUAAGAGUGAAAAAGUAUCUCUGGGUUUGGGUUCUGUGACCUUGUACAAUUUCAGGGCUUGCAAACUGAGCUAUUUUCUGGGCCUCCCCUAAUGAACUAUUUCAAAGCAGAAUGAAGAUGGUGAUAUGUAUUUAUUUGUCCAUCAUCUUAUUUAAACUAUUUCUUCUCCUCACCACUGGCCUCCUCACAGUAUGAAUGUGUCUGAAGGAAAAGAAUGCUUACGCUCCAUUAGCCCAGGUUACUGUGAUGGAAGCAGAGGGUUCUCCACCUUCAUGGGGGCAGCUUCUCCAAAGGAAGCUGCUGGGUAAAUUUGAAAUCAGCCUUUUAAGAACAACAGGCUAUAUGAAUAGAGAUUGCUCUAAAGGCAGGCCACCACUUCAAAUCCAACCGCUGCCACAGCUUCCAACCCACUUCGUAGCUGCUUACCUUCCACUGAUCCCCCUGCUGCCAAAUUUCUGCAGACACCCUGACUUCCAAGGCUGAGUACAAUCACAGCUUUGGCCCACAGGCUAUAUAGGCUUUUGACCCAUACCUUAGGGAAUAUUUAUCUACUCUCAGAGAACCUCAUUUUAUGUAUUAGCUUUAGGAAUACAGUUUUCCUGAAUGUUUCAAUACCUUUUUGUUCUAAAUGAAAAGUUGAUAUAUUGAGAGGUCAUCGGUGUCAGAGAAUUUUAGUUUUGCUCUUCAAUUUGGAGGGGGAAUUCUUACCAUCUUUUCCCUAACAGUACAGACACACUCAUACUGAGGUAUCUGUAUUACAUUAUUUCAUUCUUCCAUUGUCUCAAUAAGUUGAGUUUAUACCAGAAGUCUGGAAUGAUUUCAAGGAAUGGGACUGGAGGGCUUUAUAAGAACCAUUUUUGGCAAUUCCAUACAUUCUGUAUUUAAGACUUAGAUGUGCAGCACAUUCCUUUAGGUCCUGAUUUCUAUAUUUUAUUAACAAGGACAGCACACGCAGUUCCCUAUGAAAUAGUCUGAAAAGACAGAAUUCAUGGUAAAGCAAUUAAUGCUUUCAUUUUGUUUUCAAGGAAAGUUUG
Messenger RNA from Alligator sinensis (Chinese alligator), 3056 nucleotides. It is a transcript of the gene B3GNTL1, whose product is annotated as UDP-GlcNAc:betaGal beta-1,3-N-acetylglucosaminyltransferase like 1. The transcript has 14 exons. The record is from RefSeq and is a predicted model, not a curated record. The coding region runs from base 184 to 1125 and encodes 313 amino acids. Lineage: Eukaryota; Metazoa; Chordata; Crocodylia; Alligatoridae.